AUGAUAUUUAUUUUGCUCCAAAGUAUUUUUAGAUUUUUUUCUAUCUUACAAACUCCUUGUUUCCCCUUUAACUUCUAUUUUAAGGCCAAACGUCGAAAAUUAAUCGAAGAAGAAGAAAAGGCAAAAUUAGAAGGAUUGAUCUCAUCUGAUGAUUCAGACCCCGAUGCAGACUCUUACAUUUCAGCUAGACAGAGGAGAAGAGAGCAGGAACACAGACGCCUUUUGUUGAGGAAUUUAAUUCAUUCAAAAGUAACAGAAGCACAAGCAGAUAAGGAUUUACAAAGAGAAACAGAAGAAUUUUUGGCUGCAAAACGAAGAAAAAAGGAAGAGGAGAAGAAAUUGGAAGAGUCUAAGAAAAGUUUGCUGGAGAAGCAUAAUGAAUUACUUCAACAAGAACAAGGUUAUCUUCUUGGUUUUUUGGGUGUUUUUUAG
Messenger RNA from Meloidogyne enterolobii, 432 nucleotides. NCBI's taxonomy places the organism in Eukaryota, Metazoa, Nematoda, Chromadorea, Rhabditida, Meloidogynidae. The record is from the annotation of a GenBank genome assembly.